Molecule: messenger RNA, 699 nt
Organism: Candida albicans SC5314
Lineage: Eukaryota; Fungi; Ascomycota; Pichiomycetes; Serinales; Debaryomycetaceae
Gene: SOD4
Product: Sod4p
Exons: 1
Coding region: 1-699 (232 amino acids)
Biological process (GO): removal of superoxide radicals
Cellular component (GO): extracellular region
Molecular function (GO): copper ion binding; superoxide dismutase activity
Source: RefSeq, a predicted model, not a curated record
AUGAAAUACUUGUCUAUUAUUUCAAUUGUUGCUCUUGCAUUAGCAGGUGAUUCACCAAUUUCAACUGACUCCAAAGGCAAGGCACCAUUAGUUGCAAGAUUUAAGAAAACAUCUAAAUCAGAUAUUGAAGGUACAAUUAAAUUUGAGCCAGCAAACAAUGGUACUGUUUUGGUCAGUGUUGAUUUAACUGGAUUGCCUUCAGGUGUUGGCCCAUAUCCAUACCAUGUUCACGAAAAGCCAGUUCCAGAAUCCAAAAACUGUACUGCUACAGGUAUGCACUUUAAUCCGUUCAAUGGUUCCACUACUGCCAAAACACCAGCUGCUUUAGAAUUGGGUGAUUUGUCUGGAAGACACGGUAAUAUUACCAGUGAAUCAUUUGAAGUUGAAUAUGACGACUCUUACAUUUCAUUGAACAAAGACAGUAAAGCUUACAUUGGUGGGUUGUCUAUUGUUGUUCAUUCCAACAAUAACACUAGAUUGAACUGUGCUAAUAUCACCACUCUUGACGAAGGUGACGAUACUGCAAGUGCUGCUACUUGGUCAAACUCUUCUUCUUCUUCUUCGUCAUCAUCGAAGAACUCAACAAAUGGAUCUUCUGGUUCAUCAACUAGUGCUUCUCAAGGUAGCGGUGCUGGUAGAGCUGAAAUAAGUGGUUUCUUGGCUGCUGGUAUUGCCGGUGUUGUUGCUGCUUUAAUUUAG